GGUCGAAUGCGAGGAGCACUUCCGGCCCCAGUCCGACUGCCGUGGCCGCCGUCUUCUUCCUGUUCUCGCUCCGGCUCCUUCUUCCUCGCUGUGCGGUGAACCGGCGAGAUGAGGCGCGGCCCCAUCGCCCAGACGCGCGGUGGAACCGACGGUGAAAGCCUGACGACGGGCGAAGAGAGGAGCAGUCGUUCGCCAAAUAGAAGAAAAACAGAUGAAGUAGACAGCGGUCCAGCAAAGAGAAAUUGGAGUCCUAAAGAUGAAUCUGACUUUAGCCAAUCGGGUGAUGAAGCCACUGACUCGGACGUGGACCAGGGAGCAGGUGGCGAUUCACCGAUAGUUAGCAGGACACGUUCACGGAUUUCUUCAGAUCAACUUCUACACCAACAGCCCAUCAUAAGUCAAAGACCUCUUCGUUCAACCCAAGCACAAAAGAAUGACAGGACUCAAUCAAGUAAAGCUAAUAUUAAGCGUGAACCUCCAGUAGCUUUGUUUUUAUCCCACAGUACUGUGUCUCGCACAGACCCUUCCCUGAAGAAAGGAGAAACAGUCAGAAGACCUGCACAGGAAGAGAGACUCGAUACCUCAAACAAGCAUGUGGCCUUGAUUGGAAUGAUUGUAGUGAUAGUUUGCACCGUACUGUUCCUUCUGUUUGUGAGCAAGCCCCAGGCUGCUAGUUUAGUUCCGAAGACAGCACUAACUGUAUUUUUGGACAAGUUUGAGCAAGUUGAAGCCCUGUUCUACGGACAACAGUCAGCACUGUGGAAGAGAAGCAGGAUCACACUGCGCAACCAGAUUAAUCAAACCAAACAUGAGAAACCUGCCAUCCUGAUGUUUGCUGCUGCGUGGGAUGGGCAGCAGACCAUGAGGUGCCUCGCUCGCCAGAUUGCAAAUGCUUACUCCGUAGCCCUCAAUGCUACAGCAAUGGUGGAAAUCAACUCAACGGUCAGUAGUGGCUGGGACAGUGACGUUGUGAAACUGGAGGUGGAUACGCAGCUUUCAUCUGGGUUUGACAAAGGUAGCAAGGUAGCAGUGGUUCACCAUUUCCAGGACAUGCCCCCAUUGUCCACCCUGAUCUUCUACAAGUACUGUGACCAUGAGAAUGCAGCCUAUAAAGCAGUUGCCCUGCUCCUCACUGUUCUCCUGGAUGAGGAGAAACUAGCACCGGACAUUGGCUUGAGAGUUUUGGAAAUGAAGGUCCGUGAUUUUCUGAAAAGGAGAUUUUCCUCUGCCGAAGGUAGCAAAGGCAUGGACACCGACAAACUGAGUGGCCUGUGGAGUCGCAUUGCACAUGUUGUGCUUCCAGUGGCACCAAUACGUGAGAUAGAGGAAAGAGGUUGUGAUUCUAAAGAAGGUUGGAAGUAAUCCAUGGGGAGGUUUAAUCAAAGGAGGUUUAAACGAUUGUACUUGAUUCCCCGUUCCUCAUUCCUUGACACCCGAUCUCUCUCCAUUUGGUUCCCUGUCAGGUGUACAUUCUGGUGUGUUUGUCUCGGGUGUACGUCGAGGAUUUUCAAAUGAUGAUUCUUGGGUGAGGGAGGCUGAUCCCAGUCACAGAUGUAUCACUCAAGUGAAAUCCAAACACCUGAGCAGUAUCCUUGUAACCAGUUCUUGCCAACAAGACUAACCAUUCUCUUCUGCUUGUUGAUGGAGGGGUUGGUGUGGCAGUUUGCAAAUCUUAAAUUGCAAGUAAAAUGUUUUAAAAUUGUGUUGAAACAGCCUUCAAUGGAGCAGACCCCUUUUAUGCAAUGGCUAAAGAGGAAAUCUUAGCUGCAUUAUUGCUUCAUAAAACCCAACAAAUGCAUAACUGCUUUUGUGGGAUAUGUCAUAAAAUAUUGUCCAGAAGGCCUUCCAUCAAAACAGUUUUGCUUUUGAAAUUUCUGUGCCUUUCAUUGUCUUAGAACGUCUCUAGAUGCCUUAGACUAGAUUCGCCGAUAAAAUGCAGUCAAUCUAUGUGUAAAAAAAAGUUUUGCAUCAUUUAAUUUGGACCAGAUAAUCUUUGUUUGGGGGAGAAAGUGAGAGGAUUUUGUGGCAGCUUAAGUAAUAUGGGAUAUCUUGUAUCCAACUGAAGGAGAAGAUGACAUUUUGGUUUUGCUUUCUCGGUUAACAAGUGCUUUCACAAUGCAGAACAAGUGCCAACCUAGAUUAUGUGCUCAAGUCCCUACACUUGGACUCUACCUACAACCUUGUUACUCAAAGUGAGUGGUACCUUCUGAGCCACAUUGCUUUCCUGCUGUUAGAUUGCUAUCGCUUAUGUGCCCAGCUUUAAAAUGCACGCAUAAAUCGGCAUAACUCCUGGAGUGAUCUUAAACUUGGUUUCCAUUAUAUCUCCUUAACCUUUUGCUCAAGAUGGAACAUUACAAGGUGAAACAUGGUAGAAUCAUAUAAACACCUUGUAUUCAUGAUAUAAUAGAUGUGCUAUUGUGAAUUAUUUACCAAUUUCAAGAAUAAUUAAUCAUCUCUUCCACUAGAGUAACUCAUAACUUGCCCUAGCCUGUAAGCUACUUCAGUGGAAGCAAAACUGUGGAAAAAAUGGUUCAAUGUGGGACUUUGGAUGCCCAUAGAUGAAACUAUCAGAAGGAAAAUUUUCUGUUAAAUUUUAUAAACUGUAUGUAUUUAUGAAAUUGCCUCUUUCAAAGCGUACAUCUCGAUAAUUUGUGGAAUGGGACAGCAUAUUCAAAGUUGAAUGUAAAAGCAAGUUUUAUUAUGGUUGGAAAUUAUACUGUUGAGAGUUCAAAUGCGGGUUAAGAUUAGUUUGGAAUAAUGUCUGUUCUACCACCCAACUACUGUCACCCGUUUAUUGGGUCCUUUUGUAUUACGUUUCCUUUCAUGAACCUGAGUUUUAAUGUUAUUGAUGAACUUGAGUCCUCCUCUGAACCACAGAGACAGCUGCAGAAAACCUUCUUUCAUGUGAUCAGGUCUGGUAUCACAAUCUGGGCCUCCAAUAAACAUACAGUCCUCUCUUACAAUUAAAAAAAAAAAAAAUUCUCAACCAAGAGUGAAUGGACAUAUGCCGUAAAAUAUAGCAAGUGCUUCCUACAAAUAUUUGUUUGAUCUGUAGUGUUUUCUCUCCAUGUACAGUCUUGUCAGACCAUAUACCAUCACAUAUAGUCUUGGCAGACUAGCCUUAUAGAAAGAACACUGUUUAACUUGAGUGCUACCCAGGAUCAUCUCUUUGCAUUCCCCAUAUUACUGCAGUGACCACACUUCAAAAAUACUUCAUGGACUAUAAAGGUCAUUAGGCAUCAAGAGAGAGUGGGAAAACAUAACAUAAUUGGAAGAUCUCUUCCCAACUGAAUUAAAAUCUUAAUUGUGUUUCUUUUUACACUAACAUAAAACUCAAGGACUGUAGUUUAUAAUAAUGUAUUACAUCCAAAUUGCAAUGUCUACCAUUAUUUUUCCUGCAAUUUUAUGUAAUCAGGUUGUGGUUAAAAAUAAAAAUUGUAUUUUUUAAAAUUAUGUAGAUCUUUGUUCAUGAGCAAGUAUCCAUUUGCUAAUUUCAGAAAGGGAAAGUCAACUUCAGAAAGGGAGAGCACAUGCCAGUGGUGGGUCAGUGGAGAGGGUAGGAACUUCAAAUUUCUAGGCAUUAACAUCUCAGACCAUCUCUCCUAGUGCAAACAUACCAAUGUAAUUGCCUGGAAGGUGCAUCAGUGCCUGUAUUUUUGUAAAGUCUUAAACAUUUUAGGAUGUCACUGAAUACUCCACCAAACCUCUACAGAUGCACUACAGACAGUGUCCCGAUUUGUUUUGUCAUGACCUGCUAUGGCAAUUCCAACGUACAGGAAUGCAAGAGGCUGCAGAGAGUGGUGGACUCAGAUAGUCCUUCACAGGCACAGCCAUCCCCACCAUCAAACCUAUCUAUAUGGUGCUGCCUUAAAGCAAUAUCCAUCAUCAAGGAUCUUUAUCUGCCCUAUUCUUGUUUAUACCGUCAGGCAGGAGCUACCGUCUUGUUUAUACCGUCAGGCAGGAGUUACAGAAGCCUAAAGACCCACACCACCAGGUUUAUGUAAAACCUCUUUUCCUACAAUCAUCAAUUUCUUGAACUGACCCGCACAACUCUAAUCCGAUCUCGGCAAUGAUGCACUAAGGAAUGCACUACAAAGGCCUUGUUUUCUAAUAUAUUUGGCACUAAUGUCUUGUUUUUGCACAGUUUUUCUUUUUACCGUUUUGUACAUUUAUGUAUAAUUUAUGUUUUGUGUGUUCACUGAGUCUAUCUGCUUGUGAUGCUGCUGCAAGCUAGAUUUUCAUUGUACCUGUACCUCACCGUACUUGUACAUAUGACAGUAAACUCAUCUUGAUUGAAG
This is a messenger RNA of Leucoraja erinaceus (little skate), 4298 nucleotides long. RefSeq names its product torsin-1A-interacting protein 2-like. The transcript is spliced from 8 exons. Lineage: Eukaryota; Metazoa; Chordata; Chondrichthyes; Rajiformes; Rajidae. The record is from RefSeq and is a predicted model, not a curated record. Bases 109 to 1362 code for a protein of 417 amino acids. Gene Ontology annotation, biological process: membrane organization. Gene Ontology annotation, molecular function: ATPase activator activity. Gene Ontology annotation, cellular component: membrane.